AUGCCUUCCAUAUUGCCAAACCCAACUGCUACCAGCAACAAAUUUGAAGAUCUCUCUGGAAUCGAUGCUGCAGCUUAUGAAAACCCCUACGAUGCCUUGAUCGAGGCCUGUAAUAAUGAUCCUGCCCUCAUCCAAUCCCGCUAUUCGACUCAUCGUACUACCCGCAACAGCCAGCAAAAAGCUAAAUUGCUAUCCCCUGAUUUCUCUGGCCUACUUAUCGACCCUGUUCUCAAGAAGCUAACAGAUCCCUCCAUUGAACCUGGUUUCACAGACCCGAGACAUUGUCUUGUAUUCUGGGCUCGACCCCCAAGUCAUAUUCGCUCCCUGGCUAGGGAUGUCCAGCAGAUGCUGUUGGCCUCGGCUCCAAAUCUCUGGCUCAUGCCCACUGAAUGCAUGCAUCUCACAGCCCUAGAAAUCACCCAUUCUCUCACGGACCCAGAAAUCCAUGCCAUCAUUUCUAGAAUGGGACCAGCCAGCAUAGCCACUAUGACAGACUACACAUUCUCCCACCGGGCACGCCUCAUCAAGCCCAUGCUAUCAUACGAUGGCAGCGCGCUUGCUCUCUCGUUCCUCCCCGCAGCAGGCGAGGGCCUUCCCCUUUCGGCCUCCAGCUCUUCAGAAAGAAGCCAAGAAGAUGAUAGGUUUACAUAUCAUCAUUUGAGGAGAGAUUUAUUCAAUAUUGCUAAGGCCACAGGGGUGAGCAUCGAUUCUCGCUAUGUAGUCCCUAGCUCCCAUAUCACACUUGGACGGUUCUUGACUCAGGAUGAUCAUGAUUCUCCUGAGAAAAUGGAGAGGUUCAUCAAGAAGAUCGAGGAGAUUAAUGCGUGGCUGGAAGAGGAAUACUGGCCAAAGGAUGGGGGAGAGAGGAGGGAAGAUGGUGAGUGGAUUGUAGGACAAGGAAAGGGUUUGGAUUUUAGAGAGGGGACAUUGUGGUAUGGUGGCGGGAACACGGUGAGAAUUGGGAAGGGGUUUUGA
This is a messenger RNA of Amorphotheca resinae ATCC 22711, 975 nucleotides long. RefSeq lists its product as hypothetical. The record is from RefSeq and is a predicted model, not a curated record. The coding region runs from base 1 to 975 and encodes 324 amino acids. NCBI's taxonomy places the organism in Eukaryota, Fungi, Ascomycota, Leotiomycetes, Helotiales, Amorphothecaceae. The transcript is spliced from 3 exons.